AUGUCGACCUAUUUCUAUCAACAACACCACGCUCAGAAUCCGCAACCCAUGCCACAAUCUCAUAGCCACCAUGGCCGCUCUCGAAGAGCACCCCGGUUAUCGGCGGCGCAGAACUCUCAUCGCCAGUUCCGUGCUGCCAAACCUGUGAAAGAGAUAGUUAUUGCCGAGCCGCCCAGCGUUCUCGCCUAUCGGGCAAGGUUCGAAGCUGGGCGUUCAUUCGACCUCGAUGACGACCUCGAGUUCUGUCCAAAUCUCUUGACAUUCGAUGAGGUUUGUGGCGAGCCUCUCUCCACGACUUCAUCUCUUACUGACUUCCUCGGAAAGCGUCAGUCUGUCACGUCAGGGUCGUCGGAUCGCUCGUCUCUUUCAAGCGGCUCGCCCGACUCAUCUCCUCUCCAGUCUCAAAUACAACCUCAGAUCACCCCGGCUUUGUCCAUCUCCUCUGCCGCAACGUCUCUCUACAUGUCAUCUCCAGCGUACACGAGCAGUAACAGCCUCAAGAUCCACCAACCCUCGGCUAUUCGUUCCCGCAACAACGCCAUCCCCAUUGUUAAUCCCUCCACUGGCAACCGCAUCGCAAGUCCACCGUCUUCAAUCUCGCCAGGGAUGAUGCAACAUACAACCGCCGCUCGCCGGUGGUAA
Messenger RNA from Cladophialophora yegresii CBS 114405, 642 nucleotides. RefSeq lists its product as uncharacterized. Lineage: Eukaryota; Fungi; Ascomycota; Eurotiomycetes; Chaetothyriales; Herpotrichiellaceae. Bases 1 to 642 code for a protein of 213 amino acids. The record is from RefSeq and is a predicted model, not a curated record. The transcript has a single exon.